Molecule: messenger RNA, 567 nt
Organism: Penicillium oxalicum
Lineage: Eukaryota; Fungi; Ascomycota; Eurotiomycetes; Eurotiales; Aspergillaceae
Product: DUF846 domain-containing protein
Exons: 4
Coding region: 1-567 (188 amino acids)
Biological process (GO): vesicle-mediated transport; protein secretion
Cellular component (GO): Golgi membrane
Source: RefSeq, a predicted model, not a curated record
AUGGAGCAGGCACAUGCAGGUGAUUUGAACUGGCGGCUAAGCGCACAUCCGAUCACGCUACUUGUCUUCUUGGGUAUCCGCAUUGGCGCGUUGCUGAUGUAUCUCUUUGGUGUCUUGUUCAUCCAUAACUUUGUCCUGGUGUUCAUCCUGACCCUCCUACUUCUGUCAGCGGACUUUUAUUACCUCAAGAAUAUUGCAGGACGCCGUCUUGUCGGUCUCCGAUGGUGGAAUGAAGUCGACACAGCUUCCGGCGACUCACAUAUGGUCUUUGAAUCAUCUGACCCGAAUGUUCGCACUAUAAGCGCCACAGACAAGCGCUUCUUCUGGCUGAGCUUAUAUCUGACGCCAGCUCUAUGGGUUGGACUAGCGGUCCUUGCCAUAGUGCGGUUGGUGGGUGUGAUCUGGCUGAGUCUUGUUGGUAUUGCUUUGAUUCUGACUAUCACUAACACCGUUGCUUUCUCGCGGUGUGAUAAGUUCAGUCAAGCCUCGACAUUUGCCAACCGGGCUCUGGGUGGAGGAAUUGUGAACAACCUGGCAGGCGGCCUGCUAGGGCGGUUCUUCCGUUAG